AUGCCCGCCAUUUUUUUUAACAUUUCUUCUCGUCAAAUAAGGCCAAUGGCCCCGUUUUCUUUUUUCUUCCUUCAUUUUUUUUUCUUUUUUCUCUAUUCUUUGUUUCGUUUCUUUAUGCAUUUAAAUGUUCUCUUUUUUUUUCUCCUUGUCUUCCUUUUUCAAAUCUUUUCACGAUAUCCUUAUUUUCACUUUCCCCACUUUUCUUCCUUUUUGAAUUUAUCUUAUAAUUUUCCCUUUUCUCGUUUUCUUUGUUUUUCUUUCAAACUUCCUUUUCACUUUCUUUUUUUUUCUUUCCUUUACUCUCCAUCUUUCUCAAUUACUUCCUUUCUUUCUCCUUUCUCCUUCGUUCUGGUCUUUCAUUUUAACACUUGGAUAUUUCCUUUUUAUAUUUCUUUACCAUUUUCUCUAUUCCUAUUUUAUUUUUGCCAUUUUUCUUUUCUUGUUUUCUUCACCGUAUCUUUUCUGUCUUAUUUUUAUUUCUCUCUAUCCAGUCUCUUUUUAUUUCUUCUCAUUUUGUUUUCCUUUCCAUUUCAUAUUCCUCCCCCUCCAUUUCUUACUAAUUCUUCUUUUCUUUCUUUCUCACUUUCAUUUGCUUUUCCUUCUCGCCUUCGUCUGUACACAGUUUUCCUGAAUUUUCUGACCUAUUUUGUUCUCUUUCAUUUCUUUCGUCAACACACUUCCUUCCAUUCUUUCUUUCUUUUAAUUUUCUUCUUUUCUUUUGUUCUUUCGUCGCCAUUUUUGUAUUCCUUUUUUGUUUAUGAUAUCUCCCGAUUUACUUAUCUAUUUUCUUUUUAUCAAAAUCUCUGGGAAAGGAUGCUACGAAUUAAUAUAAUUAAUCCCAAUUUUCUUGAGGGCUUUGGCAGCAAUUGGUGCCAACUGUCGAUAGACAUAAGCACUUGGAAUAUUGGCACGUUCCAAGAAUCCUUCCUAUCGACAAACCAAUGGGCCUUAUUUAUUCCCUUCUCUUUCUUUCAUUUUUUCUUUUUUCAUUUUUCUUUAAAAGAUUUCAACCGAGUUUUAAGAUUUUCUUUCUUACGUUAUCUUAAUUUUUACAUAUUUUUCUUUUUCUUUCUUUUUGUUUUUCUAUUUUCUUUUCCCUCCCCAUUUUAUUUCUUUCGUCAUUUCAUCUUUAUUUUUUCUUUCUUUAAUUAUUUUCUUUUUUUUACCAUUCUAAUAAUAUUUCUCUUCUUUCUUUUUGGCUUUUUCCUUUCUCAUUCUAUCAUCUUUCCUUCAUUCUUUUUACUUUUCUAUCUUUCUUUUCCCUUUUCAUCAUUUCAUUUUUCUUUCUUUUCUCUUUCCUUUCUUUCUUUAUUUCUUUCUUUCUUUCUUCCAUCAUCUAUUUUUCUGUUUCUCUUUCUCGUAACAUUCUCUCUCUCUCUCUCUCUUUCUUCCUUUCGUUCAUUCGUUAUUCCUACCCUAUCAACUCCUUCCCAUUCUUGCUUCUAUAUUUCAUGCAUAUCUAUCUAUCUAUCUAUCUAUCUAUGUAAAUCUUUUCACAUCUAUCUAUCUAUCUAUCUAAAUCUGUUCACAUCUAUCUAUCAAUCUAUCUAUCUAUCUCUAAAUCUGUUUAUAUCUAUCUAUGUAUCUAUCUGA
Acanthosepion pharaonis is the source of this 1593-nucleotide messenger RNA. The record is from the annotation of a GenBank genome assembly. Lineage: Eukaryota; Metazoa; Mollusca; Cephalopoda; Sepiida; Sepiidae.